Molecule: messenger RNA, 868 nt
Organism: Hibiscus syriacus
Lineage: Eukaryota; Viridiplantae; Streptophyta; Magnoliopsida; Malvales; Malvaceae
Product: F-box protein SKIP5-like
Exons: 5
Coding region: 40-783 (247 amino acids)
Molecular function (GO): protein binding
Source: RefSeq, a predicted model, not a curated record
AGAGAAAUAUCUUUCUUCAUCUUAAAAAAAAGGUAGAUCAUGGAGGUGGAGCAAGAGAAGAGAAAACCCCGAAAGAUUUCAUCUUCUGCUCUUAUUAAUAAAUUUGAUGAUGGUUGCCUCAUGCAUAUUUUCAGCUUCUUAUCUCCCAUUCCAGAUCGGUAUAACACCGCCCUCGUUUGCCACAGAUGGUGUUAUUUGGCAUGCCAUCCUCGACUGUGGCUGCGAGUAGAUAGAUCCGUGAAGGAUUUUUCUGAACCUGGUGUCUUCCCUAACAUAGAAGAAGCUGUGUCUGUAGCCAGACCUGGUGACACUAUUUUAAUCACAGCUGGAGGCAGUCAUCUUGCCUCUAAUAUUCAGAUUGAAAAACCACUCUGCCUGAUCGGUGGAGGUGAGCUUCCUGAUGAAACAACUCUCGUCUGUUUGCGAGGUUCAGACAGUGCAUUGGAAUUUCUAUCAACCUGCAAGCUGGCGAACUUAACGGUAAAGGUGGAGCUAGGUUGCUGCUUGCUUCAUAGGAGCGGAAGGCUAAUUAUAGAUGAAUGCAUACUUCAGUGUGAGUCGAACCCGUUGGAUUAUCUAUCUUGCCCGAUUGUGAGUACGGCUGGUAGUGGGACAUUCCCGUCCAACUCAAAGAGCAGCGGGGAUUGCGUUUCUGUAUCUCACACUCGGAUUGAAGGAGGUGCAAAGGCUGUUUUGACCAGUGGAGAUCUGGCACUACAGCGAGUUCGGGUGAUUUAUGCUCGAACUUGUCUCUAUUUCUGGUUUGAUGUUGACUGUAAAUAACUGGAUUGGACUUCGAUUCUUUAUGUCUGUCAGACACAUUAUGCAGAUUAGGGAAUUCAAUUCAAUUCCUAAAUGUUGUUUGCUU